This is a messenger RNA of Pediculus humanus corporis (human body louse), 1146 nucleotides long. Its product is annotated as transcription factor SOX-2, putative. Gene Ontology annotation, biological process: anatomical structure morphogenesis; cell differentiation; regulation of DNA-templated transcription. Gene Ontology annotation, molecular function: RNA polymerase II cis-regulatory region sequence-specific DNA binding; DNA-binding transcription factor activity, RNA polymerase II-specific. The record is from RefSeq and is a predicted model, not a curated record. The transcript has 4 exons. The coding region runs from base 1 to 1146 and encodes 381 amino acids. Lineage: Eukaryota; Metazoa; Arthropoda; Insecta; Psocodea; Pediculidae.
AUGCAUGACACAUCUAGUUUUGCACAUUCAGAAGGUCUCGGAAGAAUGGCCUCACUCACGGGUUCGAUACCCCAAAUGUCCCCUGACGGUUUAGGAAUGUGUUUGACCAACGGAAGCGUCGGAAAUCUUAAAAAGUUGACCGAAGAUCAUAUUAAGAGACCGAUGAAUGCGUUUAUGGUGUGGUCGAGACUUCAAAGAAGGAAAAUCGCUCAAGAAAAUCCUAAAAUGCAUAAUUCAGAAAUAUCAAAACGGCUGGGAGCCGAAUGGAAAUUAUUAACGGAAGAUGAAAAAAGGCCGUUUAUAGACGAAGCUAAAAGAUUAAGAGCAAUGCAUAUGAAAGAACAUCCCGAUUACAAAUACAGGCCUAGAAGAAAACCCAAAACCUUAAGGAAGGAAGGGUAUCCUUAUUCCAUACCUUAUCCAUCCGUGCCAAUGGACGCAUUGAGAGCAGGGAUGGCAGCUAGUCAAGUAGGUCCUUAUUACAAUCCUGCAGCGGCGGCUUAUGGUUCCCUAAGUGCCGCUAGCAUGGCAAGCAUGGCAGCAGCCGCUGCUGCACAACAAAAUGCCAUAUCUGGCUUGCCAACUCCGGCACAGGUUGUAUCUUCAAUGGAUGCCAUGAAAUAUUCCAUGGAUGCUGAUAAAUACAGACCUCCGUACAUUCCUCCAUCCUCUCUCGCCAUGUCGAUGUACUCCGAUCCAAAAUAUUUGGAUUCCACGGCUAAAUCUUACCUCGAUCGCAGUUAUUUAGAUUCUACAUCCGCAUUGACCAAAGCUUAUUUUGAAAAUUCCAAAAUGUACAUAGACAAUAAAAGUUUCGGAGAUGUUGGAAAUUCCUCGCAAUCACGAUCGAGUCCAAAUUACGAAAUUGGAAAAUCAUACGAAUCAAAUUCUAGAACUCCUCCUCCGGCUCCAGAAUCUCCAGAAAGUAGUAACGUAAAAUCCGAAAGACCGGAUCCGAGUUCGAGUACUUCGACGUCCGCAUCAUCUGCUACGGCAUCACCGGGGUCUUUGCCUCCAUAUUAUCCGCAACACGGCGGUCCCGUGCCCCCGGGCCUCAUACCCAUGUCUCAAUAUUCUCAACACUACCACCAAGCGUCGGGUAACGGGGGUUCUGAAUUUCGAAGACCUCUCACCGUAAUAUUUUGA